Naegleria lovaniensis is the source of this 606-nucleotide messenger RNA. RefSeq lists its product as uncharacterized. The record is from RefSeq and is a predicted model, not a curated record. The transcript is spliced from 2 exons. Bases 1 to 606 code for a protein of 201 amino acids. NCBI's taxonomy places the organism in Eukaryota, Heterolobosea, Eutetramitea, Acrasida, Naegleriidae.
AUGAGAACAACACCUCCACAAGGACGAAACAACAAGAGAUUAAAACUUGUGAGAACACACCCUGUUCAAUUACCAGUGACUCACAAGGUCAUUCGUCAUCGACCCAAUUUACAGAAGGAGCUCAGAUUUAGAAAGAACAACACAGGAUGUUACUACAAUAUGGAUUGGGGUUUGCAAAGCGUUUGGGUUGGACCUUCUCGUCAAGCCAGAUUCAUUCAUCUCAAUAAGGAAAAGGAAACUUCCAAGAAAUUGUCCUUCCAAAGUGCACCUUACACUUCCAAGAAGAGUCUCUUCCAUAAUCGUGGCAUGCUUCAGAACAUCAAAUACAAUUCCUUACAACGUAUUGAUAACAUGUUGCAUUCGUAUCGAAUUCGUACAUUGAAAUCACUCAAGCAACAAUCUCAACCAACUACAGGUGAAUCGAGUUUGAGUAAACCACGAGUUGGAAUUCAAGGACCUCUUGCUUCUGCUGGUGCAGGUUUGAGUCAGAAGGAAUUGAUGAAGAAGAUUUAUGUCAAGAAACAAAAACCAAUGGCAGUGAUUGGAGGACCAUCGAGUUCGAGUCAAAAGAAGACGACAGCACCUGUUCAGAAGAAGAAGCAGUAA